Aspergillus uvarum CBS 121591 is the source of this 3942-nucleotide messenger RNA. Its product is annotated as putative mucin family signaling protein Msb2. NCBI's taxonomy places the organism in Eukaryota, Fungi, Ascomycota, Eurotiomycetes, Eurotiales, Aspergillaceae. The transcript has a single exon. The record is from RefSeq and is a predicted model, not a curated record. Gene Ontology annotation, cellular component: extracellular region; cell surface; site of polarized growth. Gene Ontology annotation, molecular function: osmosensor activity. Gene Ontology annotation, biological process: hyperosmotic response; establishment of cell polarity; osmosensory signaling pathway via Sho1 osmosensor. Bases 1 to 3942 code for a protein of 1313 amino acids.
AUGGUCUCUCCGACAAGAUCCCUGCUGCUCGCGCUUUUGACGCUGAGUGGUCUGGAUAUCACCGCAGCCGAGAGCGCAACCGAGGCGCAAGACUUGCGGGCUCGGCACUACCUUGAGGGUCGCGCAGUGAGCUCGUCCGCGACCGCGUCCCCAGCUACCACCUCUGCCACAUCAACGGUGGAGACGAGCGUCGCUAGCUCGACGACAGAUGCGGCAGAUUCCAGCACCGUAUCUGUUGAAGGCGCCCCUGUGGUGGUGGUUGUGCCAGUAACCCUCUCAGUGGACGCGUACGGCGUAACGCACACCAUCGUCGGUACGCAACCGUAUAUCCCUGGGGCUUCAACGAGCUAUAGUGCGACAGCAAAGACUGCGGAGAAGGCGUCUCCCCCGCCAGUUGUUCCUGCAUCAGCUACCACGACUGCUAGCGUCAGCACAACAAGCUCGACUACCGCAAGUGAGACCACUACGUCCCAAUCUGCGGUGCGAGCCGACACCACCAGCCCUGUCGCAUCAGCUACAUCGGAGUCUGCCGCGAAGGUCGACACUACCACGUCUGAGAAGUCAUCCACUUCGAAAUCCGCCGCGAAGGUCGACACUACCACGUCUGAGAAGUCAUCCACUUCGAAAUCCGCCGUGAAGGUAGACACAACCACGCCUGUCAAGUCAUCUACAUCCGAGUCCGCCGUCAAAGUGGACACCACAACUUCCGACAAGCCAUCCUCUACGUCCGAGUCUGCUGCAAAGGUCGAUAGUUCGUCUUCGGCCGUUGCUGCUGCGACUACCACUACCGGCGAUUCCCUUGGCGGCUCGCUUGAGAGCUUUGUAUCAAGCUUGCUCGCGGGCUCCACAACCGCUCCCACCAGCGUUGGUAACAGCGCUGCCACGGCUAGCUCUGCUGUGGUGGUCCCAGAGUCCAGCACCUCUACUCCUGGAAGUUCCGUCGGGAUUAUUGGCGUUCUUUCGAGUCAGACUUCUUCCACCGAGAGCUCUGCCAGCGAGAGUUCUACGGCAUCUCCCUCAGCUACCUCAGCUGUUCAGACUCCUGCAUCUCAGAGUUCUGCCACUUCUACCCCCGCUGCAAGCUCUGUGGGGAUUAUCGGCGUUAUCUCGAGCCAGAGCUCUGCAACUGAGAGCUCUACCGCUGAGGGUUCUACGGUGUCUCCCUCUGCUACCCAUAGCUCGGCUGUCCAAAGUACUGGUUCCCAGAGUUCUGCCACCUCGACUCCUGCCGCAAGCUCUGCUGGUGUUGUUGGCCUUCUCUCCAGCCAAAGUUCUACCGAGACAUCUACUAGAAGCUCAACUGUUUCUCCCUCUACCACUGAGAGCUCGUCUGUCCAGUCUUCCGCUGCCCAGAGUUCCGUCACAUCUACUCCCGUGGCAAGCUCUGCUGGUGUGAUUGGCCUCAUUUCAAGCCAGAGCUCUUCUACCGAGAGCUCUGCCACGGAGAGCUCGACUGCGUCCCCUUCUGCUACUCAGAGCUCAUCUUCUCAGGCUUCUACCAACCCCGUGGCAAGCUCUGGAGUGGUUGGCACUAUUUCGAGCCAGAGUUCUUCAGCCGAGAGCUCUGUUGCUGGAAGCUCAACUGUUGCGCCCUCUACUACCCAGAGCUCCGCAGUCCAGAGCUCUGUUGAGGCCACUGCCACUCAAGCCUCCUCUCUGGCAUCCAACUCUGCUUCUCAGACCGCUUCCAGCCAAGCUUCCACUGCCACCAGCAAUGCUGCUCAGACUACUGAGGCAGCCUCUUCCAAGGCCAUCAUCUCCGCAUCUCAGGACGCCGCCUCUACGACUACUCCUGGCGCAUCGGGUCUGGUGGGUAUCCUGUCGAACCUGUUGUCAGGCACCACUUCUACUGAAGUGCCGUCGUCAGCUACUGCAUCUGGCUCGGCUACUGCACCCGUUCCCACCGCGUCAGGCUCUGUCACUGCCUCUGAAUCUGCCGUUGCCCCCGGUUCGACCGCUUUGGCGGGCUCGACGACUGUUUCCGGCUCGGUGAUUGCUUCCGAAUCCGCCAUCUCUUCUGGUUCCGCGACUGUGUCUGGCUCAGCUCCGGCGGCUGCAUCGACCAUGUCUGGAUCCACCGCUGUUUCGGGCUCGAUCCCUGCUACCGAAUCUGCCUUCCUGUCCGCUUCGGCUGCCCCCUCCAGCUCGGUUCCUGGCUUGGUCAUUUCGUCUGAAUCUGCCGCCUCUGGUGCCGUCACUACGUCUGCUCCUGCUGCCUCUGACUCGGCCACGGCAUCUGCGCCAGUUGUCGUCGCUGGAUCGAGCUCGGUAACUGCCACGAGUGCCAGCGCUUCCGCGGAGCCAGCGCUCCUCAGUUUGAGCAUGAGCUUGCCCACCAUCCCUGUCAGUGUUCCGUUGGUCACUCCCACUUCUUUGUUGGGGUCAUCUGGGAUUCCUAUCCCUGCGCUGCUCAGCACGGCAACGGAUCUGACAUCGGUGGCCUCUGCCGUCCCCACCAGCGGUGCUGUGGGUCUUAGCAGUACCGGCUUGGACCUGACAUCCGGCGCUUCCAUCGUUCCGACCAGCGGUGCUGUGGGCUUGAGUAGCACGGCUCCAGGGGCUACUUCUGAUGCCUCAAGCGUUACAACUGGCCUAGGACCCACUGCCACCACAUCCACGGCCCUCAUCGCUCCCUCCAGUGAAACUCAGAGCUUCGCACCUGGGGCCUCGACCCCUGCUAUCAGUGGCAGUAUCGCUCCCACCAGUGCUGCUAUUGUGCCAACCCUCUCUGACAGUACCUCUGGUGCAGCUUCUACAGCCAUCUCUGCUUCUGAGUCCACAUUCGAGUCGGGAUCUCCAUCUGGAACCGCUUCCGAGUCUGCCACUUCAACUGCUCUGAUCGCCACCAAGACCACGGAAGCUUCGGGUUCCGUCUCUGCGGCCCCGACUGUCGUACCCACUGUUGUUCCGACUGUCGCUCCCUCCGUGUACUCUAGCACCAGCACCAGCACCAGUGCUACGACUCCCUUGACCACUGAGCAGCCAACCACCACCAAGGCUGUUGCUGAGACCACCACUGUGCAGGCCCCCACAUCCAGCACAGCGAACGCGGAUGAUUGGAUGCCAUCCAGCAUUCUCAUUGUCGGAACCACGACUACUACGACUGAGCCCACGGGAACUGUCACCAAAGCUGCCACCACCACGACAGCUGCUGCGCAGCUUCCUGGCUCGAUCUCUCCGGCUGGGGGCAUUCCCAACGAACCCAAGAACUCAACGUUGAUCCAAAUCGGCUUCAAUGGCAAGCUUCGGUACAGCUUCGUGGCCACGACUCCCUUGUCUUCGUCGCAGAUCUUCACGUAUGUUCCCCAGGGUCUUGAGUACGCCCUGUCGGCCAAUGGUAGCGAUGUCGUGAUGUACGACAUUCAGCCGUACGACAACUCGGCCAGCACUGGGUACAUCGCCACUGUCGCUCUGGCUUACAUCCCAUCGGGUGACGUGGACACCCUGUCGCAAAUGCUUCACAACCCGAUUUCCAAACUGUAUGAGCAGCCCAAUCAGACUGUCAAGACAUUGAUGUCGAUGAUCGAUCCCUCGAUUCCCCUGGUUGUUAGCGCCGGAUCCUCGUCUGGUGGCGGCUCAUCUGGGAGCAGCGGAUCCGGCAGCAACAAGGGUAGCGAUGACGGAGGAUAUGAUCAGUCGGAUGCCGGCACGAGCAGCAGCAGCACCACCAAGGCCAGCGCCGUUGGCAUUGGUGUCGGAGCUGUUGCCGGUGCUGCCGCCUAUGGAGCUGGUAUGUUCUGGGUGGCUCGUCGGUAUCGCAAGAAGCGUCAACUGCACCAGCGCAGCCCCUCGGCCGUGGAUCAGAUGAGCGAGGGCCGUGGAUCCGCAGCCCUUGCUGCCGGGGGCCGCAUUUCCCGUGGCAGCCAGAACAGCCGUGGCACUGGUCGGACACAAAUGAUCAGUGCGCCUGUCAUGGCUGAAAAUUCACUUGGAUGGAACUGA